Molecule: messenger RNA, 352 nt
Organism: Rotaria sordida
Lineage: Eukaryota; Metazoa; Rotifera; Eurotatoria; Philodinida; Philodinidae
Source: the annotation of a GenBank genome assembly
UGGAUUUUUACAACCUAUCCAACCACCGAAUGAUGUUUUUCAAAUACUAGGAAUGGAUUGGUGGGGACCUACUAUUCCUUCACUUUCUGGAAAUCGAUAUGUUCUUGUUGUAACUGAUCGUCUUUCCGGUUAUGUUUUUGCUACAGCAUCACCUACCAAUACGGCUCAAGAUACUGCUCGAAUCUUAAUGGAAAAAAUUAUUUUAGUUCAUGGUCCACCAGAUAUAUUAAUCACUGAUCAAGGUACCCACUUCAAGAAUGAAUUAUUACAAGCUAUAUCAAAAUUAGUGGGUUGUGCUCAUAUUUUUUCAACACCAUAUCAUCCACAAACAAAUGGACAAACUGAACGAUGA